GUUUCAUUCAAGCUCCCAAACGAGUCUGUGUCCAAAUAAACAAAACAUUUUGAGGAAGUGGUUUGGCCAGAAACAGGAAGACUGUCGCCUCAUUUUCUGUACCAAGACAAACUUAAACAGUGAAGAGAUAAAACCCCAACGAGGAGGACCCACACCCUCCCCGCCAGAACCCCCCAGGAUCCCAACAUGGAGGCUCAACAAGUUUGGCGUCUUUCCUCCAUAUCGAACUGGAUAUUUGUCUCCUUCCUCCUCGCUGGCUGCUCGGGAAUGGACUCGCCAAAGCUCCUCCUGGAAAGCACUGUCCUUGUGGCCUUUGCAGGCGAAGACGUGCCCCUCCGCUUCGAGCUGAAGGUGCCCGCGAACCAAAGCGGCGACCUGACGUGCUCGGAUCCCUCCGGCAAACAGAUCUCCAGCUGCCCCAUCGCCAACCCCGGCGGGCAGCCACAGGACCUCCGACCGGAAUUGGAGCUGUUAAGCGUGACCCACUCGGGAGAAUACAGUUGCUCCUAUGAAUCAGUCCCCGUGUACUUGUAUCUUCGAGUGAGGAGCAAAGAGGACUGCAAAACGGACCUCGACAUGAAUUACACAGAAAUCGGCGCAGUCGGCGUCUUCACCGUCGUGCUGCUGGUGUUCAGUGUGGUCGCCUCGGUGUAUGUCUUCAGAGGAUAUUGGUCAGACUGCCUCACUGAAUGUUGCGAACGUGGCAGACGGCAAAAGCAGAAGACAGAAAAAAGGAAAGAAGGGGAGAAGGAGGAAGACAACAUGGAAGUGAUAACAUCUCCUUCUACAUCGUUCUAUGCCAGUCUACAGCCUCGGCCGAGGUCCAUUUAUGAUGUGCUGGACCACUCAGCUUCCAGGGGAGAGUCAGACAGAAGCAAAGCUGAACCCAAGGAAAGGGAACCAAGAGAAGCGGUGGCACAGACAGAACAAGACCAGCAGGAAGGUGUAUUUGAGUGUGUCUAUGAAAAUUUUUAAAUAAGAGAUAAACUUGUUUUUACAGGUGGUGAUAUUUAUAUUAGUGGCUGAGAUGAUCUCAGUUUAACUGCUUUAAUGAGUCAUUGACAGCUGUGGCCAGAUUUUCUUUUAAAGGUAACAAAUGAAAAUAGAAAGAAAAAAAACGUUUGCAUGUGCCAAGUAUAAAAGUAUGACCAGUAAGUGUUAUCAGUAAAAAAAAAAAAAUCAAAGAACAAAUACAAAA
Molecule: messenger RNA, 1198 nt
Organism: Pungitius pungitius (ninespine stickleback)
Lineage: Eukaryota; Metazoa; Chordata; Actinopteri; Perciformes; Gasterosteidae
Exons: 6
Coding region: 187-975 (262 amino acids)
Source: RefSeq, a predicted model, not a curated record